Malus domestica (apple) is the source of this 795-nucleotide messenger RNA. Its product is annotated as glucan endo-1,3-beta-glucosidase, acidic-like. The record is from RefSeq and is a predicted model, not a curated record. Lineage: Eukaryota; Viridiplantae; Streptophyta; Magnoliopsida; Rosales; Rosaceae. Gene Ontology annotation, biological process: carbohydrate metabolic process. Gene Ontology annotation, molecular function: hydrolase activity, hydrolyzing O-glycosyl compounds. Gene Ontology annotation, cellular component: plasma membrane.
AUGUUUCCAAACGAGCACUUAAAAUCCCAAGACUCGGUUGUGAGAUGGUGGCUCUCGAACUAUGUGGAUCCUUACUUGAAUGAGGUAGACAUCAAUUACAUUGUUGUUGGCGAUAAAGCUAUCCAGGACAACAUCGCGGAUGUCCUGCGGGUCAUGAAAGCCGUUCGACGAGUGCUGGACAAGAAGUUUUUAGGGCGUGUCAAGGUGACCACAUUAUUUGAUUACGAUAAGACCAUGAAUACUCCUUAUCCACCUUCAAGGGCGACCUUCAUACAAAAAGCCAACAACGACAUUUCGGACAUUCUCCGGUUUUUGAGAAACCAAGGAGCACCUCUCAUGGUCAGUGUGUAUCCUUACUUGGGAUAUGUACACAACAGUCUUUCGAUGCACUUGGAUUUUGCGCUGUUUAAAUCGAAAAAACCAGUUCUUACGGACACGUUCAACGUGAAAUAUUACAACUUGUUGGAUGCCAUGGUGGAUGCAUUUUACCGUGCAAUGGAGCGGGUGGGGGUGUCCGAAGUUCCUAUAGUGAUCGGUGAGAUCGGAUGGCCAACUGCGGGAGGAGAACACAACGUCACAACCACGCAGAACGCGGCUAUCUUUAACCAGAACUUGCUCAAGCAUUUGGGAGUUAGAAAAGGGACGCCAAAAAAACCUCAGUUCGCCAUUGAAGCAUACAUUAGGUCCUUGUACGAUGAGAAGGAUAAAUCCAUCCACCGAUCCUACCAAUCCUUUGGAAUCUUUGAAACCAAUGGAAAUCCCAAAUACCCUUUGUUUAAAAAAUCUAGCAACUAG